UAUAUUGACGAAAGCUUUUGGUUAUUACGGAUCGAGUACUUGAUCAGGAACUUGUGGUUCAGUAGUGUGGCCGAAAAAUACCUAAAACACUGUAAUCGAUCCUCUUGAAAUUCUAGUUAUAAAUUGACGGAACUAGAUAGAGCGACUAUUCAAUACAAGCUGGCAACAAGACGACAACCGACAGAAGUAGCCAACAGAUCUCUGAUUGGACAUUAAUAUCAAAAGAAAGUAUGCAGCGUCCUGACAAGCGACCUCGUUUAGAUGUAAACCACAGCCUGAGUGCCGAUACCAUACUGCGCGCACAGAAAUAUGGGUCUUUUGACUGGCAUUCAAUAGCCCCAAAACCAGUCUUUGAUUAUCUUCAAACCCUGGCCCACAGUGUGUCAUGUUCUCCAGAGCAAGUCUUCAUGGGCUUCCUGGCCGUAAUUCCUGGUCUUCUUGGAGGCAAAACUAAACUAGUGGUGCGAUCAGCCUACAAAGAACCUCCCAUGAUAUAUAGUGCCUGUUUGGUCGAUCCUGGCGCGGGAAAGUCUGCAGCUUUUGACUUGGUAAUAAACCCCUUGCACCUUCAGCACCUCAGUUAUGACCACACCCACUGCGGGAUAGGCGACAAAAUUCUACAUUUUUAUCACUCUCUGGAUCAUCUAUUCCUUGUCUCAGUGGAACAUCCAUCUGGUACCGUUCUCUUUAGUCCAAGACUGGAUAAGUUCCUAAAACAUAUUCUAGGUGAAAGCGAAGAAAAAGCCGCGCAUGAAAGAGAAGUAUUUUGCGCACUACAUGAUGGAAUGAGCAAGUGGAAAUCAUGGUCGACGUCCGACGACAACAAAAAUAUACCCCACGAUGGAGUGAUAGACCCUUGCGUGGUUAUUGGCGGCUACAGCCGGCCUGAGUCCUUCAGUGAGACCUACCUUAGUCUCUUGAGUAAAGAUGAAGGAUUAGCUGAUCGUUUUCUUCUUGCAACUCCUCCUCCAGUUGCCUUGAAGGAAGAAGAAAUGGACCAUUGUGAAGACGUCUUAAAAUUAAUGUAUCAUACUGUUGACUUGUCGAAAAUGUAUCAAUUUAUUUGGAAGACGCAUAAUGAACAUAGUGACUCAAAAGUAUACUUUCUUUCGUUUAAAGCUAAAACUUUAUAUAACGAAUAUUCAAAUGAGAUAGCGAAUAAGCUUAACGAGCAAUGGAAGACUCGAGCAACAUUGUCUGGCGCCCUCUCAAAAGACAGGAGGACAGUUCUUCGUCUAGCUCUAAAUAUCCAUGUGUUUUACCAUGUCCUUGGGGAGAUGCUAGGAGGCCGUGAGUUGAAACAGAUUCCAACCCAGAUAGAAGAGACUGUCAUGAGACAAGCUGUAGAACUCACCAAGUACUUUGUAAAACAACGCAACAUUCAUAGACAGUGUGACCGCGAAGAAGCCGCCACAAAAGUGCCAAACGCACCCAAAGCACCUAAAGCUGAAAACGUCGGACACGAACCAUAUGACGAAGCCAGCAAUCUGAAAUAUAAAAAGAAGAUUCUCCUCCACCCUGGUCCGUUCGUCAAGACAAGAAAUAUGCUGAGGACCAUUACGAGUGGGAGUCGUCAUAUCAACAGCGACAAGGUAAGGCAGUUAAUGCAAGAGCUGGAAGAUGAGGGUUAUGGCGAACUACACACUAAAGGUGGAAAAGCACCAACUUUCCUUAAAGUUGUACCAAUCAAACUCCCUCGGCCAUCGAUAAUAGAUCCUGUCAAAUAUCAAGAAGUUUUCAACAGUGUGGAUAAUGCGCUACAGCCACAUGAAAAAGCAGCUUUUAUAGAACUAUACCGUGACAAAGAUUUGCUGCAGUUUUGUCAGUCAACUCCGAUAGUAGAAGUUUCCAUGUCAAGUCAUCCAGUACAAGCUCCUGGGAUUCUAGUGAAAGAACAAGUCGCAAACAGCUACACCAACGCUUAAAUGCAAUAUUGACAUUAUCAUCAGUGUUUAAAUAUUCACAAAUACCAACGGUAAAGUAAAGGAGAAGGGGUUGGCACGUUCCACCAACGUCUGGUGGCCCCACACCUCUGGUGGCCCCUGUACCAUUUUCUCCGCGGCAAUACAACCUGUGAUUACGAAACUUGGCAGGGAUGUAGUCACGUGCCCUGUCAGUCACCCCAACGAUUUUGGGUGUAUGACGUCACAUAUCACGUGACUUGCUAAGAUAACAUUAUCGCUAGUUUUUGAAAUAAACCUUUUUUGACGUUAUUACACUACCAAAGUCUUUGUAUGCCAACGCUGAUGGUAACCAACCCCCCUGGCAGCGUGACGUCACAGGUCACGUGACCUAUAAAUAGCGUUUUAUGGCUAAACCAUGACGAUAAACCGUCCAUAAAACUACUUACAAAGACACAAGAUAGAAAUUGAACAUUUCUCAUGCCGUAUCAUCAGAAAAAAUCUGUUAACAUUUGGUCAGCUACGAUUUCAAGCUCACGCCCCCUCAUGUAAGCCCAUACAAAUUAUGUC
Molecule: messenger RNA, 2471 nt
Organism: Actinia tenebrosa (Australian red waratah sea anemone)
Lineage: Eukaryota; Metazoa; Cnidaria; Anthozoa; Actiniaria; Actiniidae
Source: RefSeq, a predicted model, not a curated record